This is a messenger RNA of Pipistrellus nathusii (Nathusius's pipistrelle), 1668 nucleotides long. NCBI's taxonomy places the organism in Eukaryota, Metazoa, Chordata, Mammalia, Chiroptera, Vespertilionidae. The record is from the annotation of a GenBank genome assembly.
AUGAAGCAGAGCUGGGGACCAGGGCUGCUCAUCCUGGGAGCCGUGGUCCUCAUGGAGGGUCUCCAAGCAGCUCAGCGUGCCUGUGGGCAACGUGGCCCUGGCCCCCCUGACCCUCAGGAAGGCAACACAGGGCCCGGCGAGUGGCCAUGGCAGGCCAGUGUGCGGAGGCAGGGGGUCCACGUGUGCAGUGGCUCCCUGGUGGCGGACAGCUGGGUCCUCACUGCUGCCCACUGCUUUGAAAAAGCGGCAGUGACAGAGCUGAGCUCCUGGUCCGUUGUUCUGGGCUCUCUACAGCGUGAGGGGCUGAGCCCUGGGGCUGAGGAGGUCGGGGUGACAUCUCUGCAGCUUCCCAGGGCCUACAACCACUACAGCCAGGGCUCAGACCUGGCCCUGCUCCGGCUCGCUCACCCCACAGCCCACACACCCCUCUGCCUGCCCGGACCUGCCCAUCGCUUCCCCUUUGGGGCCUCUUGCUGGGCCACAGGCUGGGAUCAGGACAUUAAUGAUGCUCCCAGGACCCUACGGAACCUGCGCCUGAGUCUAAUCAGCCGCCCCACGUGUAACUGUCUCUACAACAGGCUGCACCAGCGGCUGCUGGCCAGCCCAGCCCGGCCUGGGAUGCUGUGUGGGGGUGCCCAGCCUGGGGUGCAGGGGCCCUGCCAGGGAGAUUCUGGGGGCCCGGUGCUGUGCCGUGAGCCCGAUGGACACUGGGUUCAGGCUGGGAUCAUCAGCUUCACAUCCAGCUGUGCCCAGGAAGACACUCCUGUGCUGCUGACGGACACGGCCGCCCACAGCUCCUGGCUGCAGGCUCGCGCAGGCGGCGCGGCCUUUCUGGCCCAGAACCCGGAGGCCGAGCCCAUCAGUGACGCGGACAGCUGUGUAGCUUGCGGAUCCUUGAGGGGAGAAGGCCCGCAGGCAGAGGCCCCCUCCGCAUGGCCCUGGGAUGCCCGGCUGAAGCACCAGGGGAAGCUGGCCUGUGGCGGAGCCCUGGUGUCGGAGGAAGUGGUGCUGACUGCUGCCCACUGCUUCAUUGGGCGGCAGAGCCCAGAGGAGUGGAGCGUAAGGCUGGCGGCCGGACCAGAGGAACACAGCCUAAAGCAGCUCAUCCUGCAUGGGGCUUACACCCACCCCGAGGGGGGCUACGAUGUGGCCCUCCUGCUGCUGGCCCGGCCUGUGACAUUAGGCCCCAGCCUGCGGCCCCUCUGCCUGCCCUACGCGGACCAUCGCCUGCCUGAAGGGGAACGUGGCUGGGUCUUGGGGCUGGCCCACCAAGGAGCAGGCACCAGCUCCCCUCAGACAGUGCCCGUCACCCUCCUGGGGCCUAGGGCCUGCAGCCGGCUGCAUAGAGCGCUUGGGAGCGACGGCAUCCCCAUUCUGCCAGGGAUGGUGUGUACCAGUGUUGUGGGUGAGCCGCCCCGCUGUGAGGGCCUGUCGGGGGCACCACUGGUGUACGAGGUGAGGGGCACAUGGUUCCUAGCGGGGCUGCACAGCUUUGGAGAUGCUUGCCGAGGCCCCACUCAGCCUGCAGCCUUCACAGCGCUCCCCACCUACGAGAGCUGGGUCAGCAGUUUGGACUGGCAGGUCUACUUCGCCGAGGAGCCCGAGCCCGAGCCCGAACCCGAGCCAGAAAGCUGCCCGGCCAACAUGAGCCAACCAGCCGACUGCUGA